Toxorhynchites rutilus septentrionalis is the source of this 1043-nucleotide messenger RNA. It is a transcript of the gene Tfb4, whose product is annotated as general transcription factor IIH subunit 3. The record is from RefSeq and is a predicted model, not a curated record. Gene Ontology annotation, biological process: nucleotide-excision repair; regulation of DNA-templated transcription. The coding region runs from base 91 to 957 and encodes 288 amino acids. Gene Ontology annotation, cellular component: transcription factor TFIIH holo complex; transcription factor TFIIH core complex. The transcript has 5 exons. NCBI's taxonomy places the organism in Eukaryota, Metazoa, Arthropoda, Insecta, Diptera, Culicidae.
GAAUAUUCUUCCAACCUUCCAAUUCGAAUAUCUUGAUUAAAACGAUGUUUUGACGUUUAUAUCAACCAAACUGCAAAUAAACAAAUCGUGAUGGAUGAAAAUAAGGACGCCAGCUUACUGGUGAUCGUCUUGGACACGAAUCCUUCCCAGCUCAUUAUCCGGAAAAAUCCCCACCAUCUCACCCAAUGCCUCGAUUCGAUAGUUGCCUUCGCCAAUGCGCACCUGAUGCAAAAGGCACAAAACAAAUUAGCGGUUCUGGCUUGUCAUCAUCAUGCAACAGAAUUUUUGUACCCUACACCUGGUAAACCACUGGACAUCCGGCAGGUCGAUGGACAAUACGAAGCGUUCACACUGGUGGAGAAAACCAUCAAGCAGAAAUUGGCAAAAGUGAUCGAAGAAGCGCCCCGGUUGAUGGCCCCUACUGAGUCCCUCCUAGCUGGCAGUAUGGCCAUGGCACUGUGCUACAUCGCGAGAAUAAACCGCAACAAACCGGCGGGAGUGAAGCUAAACUCACGCAUACUGGUGGUUACGGGGAGCAAUGAGUGCGCCUCCCAAUAUAUGACCUACAUGAAUGUGUUUUUUACCGCCCAGAAGCAGAACGUUACGUUGGAUGUGUGUGCGUUGGAUAAAGCACUGAGUUUGCUCCAGCAAGGGUGUGACAUCACUGGUGGACAGUAUCUAAAGUUACCACAGCUGGAUGGAUUUCUGCAGUACUUGCUGUGGGUCUUCCUGCCGGAUCCUCAGAUACGUUGCAAGCUUGUUCUGCCACCGCCGGUGAAGGUGGACUAUCGAGCAGCCUGCUUCUGUCAUCGAGAGCUGAUUGAUAUCGGAUACGUGUGCUCCGUGUGCCUGUCGAUAUUCUGCAAGUUCAGUCCCAUUUGUACCACGUGCCACACCGUUUUUAAGGCGCCUGCUCCGAUUGCUGCCAAACCCAAGAAGAAAAAACUGAAGACUUGAUCGAACUCUAUUUCCGAGUAAACUAUUUCUUAUUUUCUUAUUCUUAAGCAUUAAUGAAGUUUACAAAAAUUAUUGUAUAUUUCGCA